AUAUCUUCCUAAUUCAUAUUUCGUUCUUGGUCCGCCAUCUGAUCGGGUUAAUCCCAUCAUUGGUGCUCUCAUUGAGAGAAACUGAGAGAUAAGGCUAUGAGAUUAUGGCCGGACGAAGGACGAGACGUAACCCUGCUACUUCUGCUCAGUCGACGGUGAGGAGUGACAACCCUGAACAGGGUAUGAUUGUUCCUGUCAAUGGGUUGGAAACGGCGCUAAAUAAUGUGGCUAACAUGAUGGCCAACAUUAUGGAGCGAUUGGAUAAGGCUCUUCCAGAGCUCCAUGAUCCGGAGGAGGUUGAAAGGGAAAGGAGAGCCAUUGACAGACGCCGGGCGGAGGAAUUGGCCCGAAAUAACAAGGUGAACGAAGGCCAGGCUAAGGAUCCAAGCCGGAUCUUCGGCGAUGGACACGAAAACCCGCGGGGAUCUGUCUUUGAAAGGAUAUCUCACCAGAAGCUCACGUUAGUGAGAGGCUGGGGAAGAAUCCGGAAAAGGCACCCCAGGGUUGGAUACGACCCCAGGCCAGCCAGGUGGCAUCUUCCAAUCGCGAACCCCGGCAGCGAAACGACCGAGGCGCGAGCCAAGUGCCGGUCCGGUCAUUACGGAACCUGGAGGAGGACGAAGUUCAAAGCCAAGCCAGGAUCCCAGCACCACGGCGUCUGGGACCGCCAGUGCCGGAAGUUGGGAUUCAAAAUGCCAUUUGUCAAGCGUUAUGACGGCGAGUCAGACCCCCAAGAGCACAUAAAUAACUAUGUCCAAGUGGUGAUCGCCGUGGACGCCAGUGACGCACUCAUGUGUCGGUGCUUCUUGCAGACCGUUGAUAGCAAGGUUGCAGACUGGGUCAACCAUAUCCCUGCCGGAUCAAUCCGAACAUGGGAUGAAUUGGGACUACGGUUCCUAGAGCAUUUUGCCGGGAACUGCCGUCCCAAGAAGCAUUUCACUCACUUGGCAUCAGUGCGACAGAAGCAUGGUGAAUCCUUGAAGAAUUUCCUUAUCCGAUGGAGGAAAGAGUCCAGGGAGGUUGAAGGAACUGAUGAUAAAUCCAGGUUGGCUAUGUUCACGGCGGCAUUACAGGAUGGACUCCUUCACACCGAUCUCACUACUCAUCCCCCGGAUACCUUCGAAGAAGCGAUGGUCCGGGAAGGGAGGUAUGUGACCCUGGAAGAAAGAAAGGAGGAGAAGAAGGAGAAGACUCCUAAAGAAGAAGAGAAGACGGGGAAUAAGAAGCCGUUAAAGAAUAAGAAGCAAGGCUUCCCGGACGGCCCAAAGGGUGCAAGUCCCGGGACCUCGGAGAAGCAUAAAUCUGCCAACCCGGUCUUCACAUUUCCAGUGGUUGAGGUCAUGGCCCAUGCUGCACAGCAGGGACUUAUGACUUACCCAACCUAUUCUCAGAAGGUCUGCAAUGUGGAAGACACUGGAAAACGAGAUAAAGAAGUGGCCCAAGCUGAGGCCCGGGAGAAACGCCACAUCGGGCUUGAAGACGAAGAGGAGGAUUCGGAACCCGCACCGCAUCGCCAGAAGAGACACCACGGGUGUAAUUUCAUCAUUGGAGGGAAUACUGGUGGGGACUCGGCCACUAGCCAGAAGAAGUGGGCUAACGCGGCAGUGGUCAACAAGGUGCUGGUCCUGGAAGGUAAGAAGUUGAAAACCGAGCCUAUUGUAUUUUCUAAUGCUGAUCUUCCAGAGACAAGGGUCCCUCAUAGGGACGCCCUAGUAAUUACUAUUGAUAUAAUGGACUUACUGAUCCACAAAACCCUUGUGGAUACGGGAAGCUCCGUUAAUAUUAUGUAUAUGGAUACGUACAAGGCUCUCGGUUUGACAAGAGAUGAAUUAUCACCCAUCAAGACUCCACUAACUGGGUUCACUGGUGACUCUAUUGAGCCGGAGGGGGUAAUAACCCUCCCGGUUGAGAUAGGGGAUACUAAGGCAACCCGGAAGCUGGACAUGGAGUUUGUCGUGGUGGGGAUAAUCUCCAACACGAACAUUAUCUUGGGCCGACCCGGAUUGGAAGAUUUGGAGUGUGUUAUUUCACCUCGUCACCUGUGCAUAAAAUUCCCAACCCCCCAUGGAGUUGGAAUUGCCAGGGGAUCUCAGAGAGUAUCUCGGGCAUGGUAUUUGAAGGCAACCAAACAGCCGGUCAAGUACGAUACCCAAAUAGGAGAAGUAACUACGCAGCUCCUGAGGGCAGAGGAAAAACGUCCCAGAGUAGAAGUUGCCGGCGACAUUGAAGAGGUGGAACUGGAGCCAGGCACGCCGGGAAGGUUUGUCAGGAUUGGUAAGGGGCUGGGGGCUGAACUCAGCCCGGCGGCUUCUGCCCGGAUGACCAAGUGGGCGGUCUUUAUUAGUCAAUACAACGUGGAAUUCAGGCCGCGCCCAUCCAUCAAGGGGCAAGCACUCGCCGACUUUCAAGUCGAGUGCACCGCUAGAGAAGUGACAAGAGCCCAGGCUGAAACCCGGGUGGAAAAGGACUGGUGGAUAAUGAGCAUUGAUGGAUCUUCUGGGUCUCAAUCUUGCGGAGCAGGUAUCGUCUUGAUCACCCCAGAAAAAUUCCGGAUUUAUUACGCUAUCAGAUUUCAGUUCCGUGUGUCCAACAAUGAAGCUGAGUAUGAGGCCCUGAUCAAUGGUUUGAAAAUUCUACGUAAGAUGGGAGUAUCCAGGGUUCAGGUUUACACCGACUCUCGAUUAGUUGUGGGACAAAUCACGGGGGCAUUUGAAGCAAAGGAAGAGAGGAUGAAAAGGUACCGGGACUUGACCUUGGAGGUGUUGGGAAAGUUUGAGUUUAAGCUUGAACAUAUUCCCCGAGCCCAGAAUGCGGAGGCUGAUGUUCUCUCCAAGCUCAGCGCAGAGUCACCGGAAUACAUAAGCAAGUUAGCAACCAUUGAAGAGCUGGUAACCCCUAGUCUUAACAGCAGUGAAGUGAUCUGGGUAUCGGCUGAUCCCCCGGAAUGGCUGGAUCGGUUGGCCAAAUAUAUUGAGGACGGUGAAUCCCCGGAGGAUCCCCAGGAAGCACGUCUAUUACGAAUGAGGGCACCAACCUACAAGGUACAGGACGGAGUCCUCUAUAAGCGGUCCUACAACGGAGUUCUACUCCGCUGCCUUAGAGCAACAGAGGCGAAGGCAUUGAUGGAAGAAAUACACGAAGGAGUAUGUGCUGCACAUCAGGGUCCUUAUUCCAUUUCCAGGAGGGCUAUCAUCCAGGGAUAUUUCUGGCCAACGAUGAGGAAGGAUUGCGAAGAAUAUGUACGCAAGUGCCCGACCUGCCAGCAAUUCCAGAAUAUACCGGGGAGGCCAGCCACGAACUACACACCUGUUAGCUCUGUGAUUCCCUUCUCAAGAUGGGGGAUUGAUCUUGUGGGAGCCCUGCCAAAAGGGGCAGGGCAGGCAAGGUGGAUUGUGGUGGCGAUAGACUAUUUCACAAAGUGGGUGGAAGCUGAGCCACUUGCAGGGAUCACCGGAAGGCAGAUGAUCGACUUCGUCGGAACCAAUAUACUCUGCAGGUUUGGGGUCCCGAAGCAGAUCAUAUCAGACAAUGGAACCCAGUUUGAGGAAGCAGAAUUUCAAGACUUUCUCAAAACUUGGGGAAUUCAGCACACGAAGGUGUCUGUUGCGUACCCUCAGGCUAAUGGACAAGUGGAGAACGUCAACAGAACAAUCAUAGACGGAAUAAAGAAGAAGCUACUUUCAGAAGGAAGCAAAUGGGUAGAUGAACUACCCAGAAUCCUGUGGACAUACAGGACGACUCCGAGGAAAGCCACGGGUGACACUCCUUUUGGCUUGGCUUAUGGUUUUGAAGCCCGGGCUUCCGCUGAAGUAGUAAUCCCCACCAGGAGAGAAAUGGAAUAUGACCCGGAGGUGAACGAGCAGAAUCAGGCCGUAGAGCUGAAUUUCGUAGAAGAACGAAGGGAUGAAGCACGUAUCCGGGCAGAGAAUUAUCGUCGCCAGGUGAAAUCUUACUUUGAUAGCAAGGUGAAACCAAGGGCAUUCCAGGUGGGGGAUUAUGUUCUGAGGAAACGAGAGAAGAGUCAACCAACUAAGGGUGGGAAGCUGGCUAAGAAGUAUGAAGGACCUUAUAUCAUCAAGGCCGUUGUUCGCCCAGGUACCUACAAGUUGGUGACUCCCAAGGGGAAAGAAAUUGAUAGGACAUUGAAUGUAGAGCACUUGGUCAAAUUUUAUCAGUGAAUCAUUUUGUAAAAAUGCUCUAUUUUUAAUUUAAAAUAUUUGUUUCAAUCAAAUUCUUCUAUAGCCAAGUGCCUUUGCAAUUUCAUUGUUCUAUAGAUUUCUUAAAAAAAAAAAGGGAGGGAAGCACCCCCGGGCUAUAUAGACCCGCUUUACAGGGAGGUAAAAAAGUUUAUGCCACCUGCUAAAAAUAGGGGAGGUAGAUAAGUUUAUGCCCCCCCGGAGGUAGAGAAGUUUAUGCCUCCGUCAAAAAUGAAGGAAGGGUUGGGAU
Cuscuta campestris is the source of this 4446-nucleotide messenger RNA. Lineage: Eukaryota; Viridiplantae; Streptophyta; Magnoliopsida; Solanales; Convolvulaceae. The record is from the annotation of a GenBank genome assembly.